GAGUGUACCUCCUGUACUGGCCGUGCACGUGGUCCAUAGCGCUAGGCUCACUCCCCGGGAACGUCCCGCUCGGGGCGUCGCUGCAGGCCGCGGGGCUUUUCCUUGCGGGUGCGGGGCUUAUGCGGGGCGCUGGGUGCACUAUCAACGAUCUGUGGGACAAGGAUGUGGAUAGACAGGUGGCGACAGUGUUCGUAAUAACCUACCCCCUAGCGAAGCGGUAUACAAACUACCCUCAAAUAUUCCUCGGCGCCACGUUCAACUGGGGCGCCUUACUUGGGUACAGCGCGGUACAGGGUACGAUAGAUCCGGCGGUAUGCGGUCCGUUGUACCUCGGCGCGCUCGCGUGGACUGUGGUGUAUGACACUAUUUAUGCUCACCAGGACAAAGAAGACGACGCCCGCAUCGGGAUGAAGUCAACAGCUUUAACCUUCGGCGCUCACACCAAGCCGCUGCUGUCGGGCACGCUGGCGGCCAGCGCGGCCUGCCUGGCGGGCGUCGGGCACGCGGCCGCGCUCGGCUGGCCGUACUACGCCGCGCUGGCCGCCGCCGUCACCAGAGCGGGACACCAGGUGCGUUAGAGCGAGAGAAGUAGU
This is a messenger RNA of Ostrinia furnacalis (Asian corn borer), 593 nucleotides long. It is a transcript of the gene Coq2, whose product is annotated as ubiquinone biosynthesis protein COQ2, mitochondrial. The record is from RefSeq and is a predicted model, not a curated record. Gene Ontology annotation, cellular component: mitochondrial inner membrane. The annotation marks the transcript as partial. The transcript has 4 exons. Gene Ontology annotation, molecular function: 4-hydroxybenzoate polyprenyltransferase activity. Gene Ontology annotation, biological process: ubiquinone biosynthetic process. NCBI's taxonomy places the organism in Eukaryota, Metazoa, Arthropoda, Insecta, Lepidoptera, Crambidae.